Molecule: messenger RNA, 1007 nt
Organism: Oreochromis aureus
Lineage: Eukaryota; Metazoa; Chordata; Actinopteri; Cichliformes; Cichlidae
Gene: arl6ip6
Product: ADP-ribosylation factor-like 6 interacting protein 6
Exons: 4
Coding region: 202-624 (140 amino acids)
Source: RefSeq, a predicted model, not a curated record
GAAAAGUUCAAACAUGUAAUCAGCAGUUCCUGGUACAAGUUAAAAGCAGUCGGGUCGUCACUGUGAGCAUGUCAUCGGUGUGACGUAGAGUCUGUGAAUUCACAUGCUGUGUAUGAAGAAAGCUUUGUUCUGCUGAGCGCGGCUGUGGAAAAGUUUGGUUUGCAGACAUUUUCAUUUGUUCAUUUGAGUGAGCAGCGUUACAUGUUGGGACAGGAGCCUGCCAGGAGCGCGAGGCGGAACGGUCCCAAACCAUGGCCCGUGGUCGCGCUGUCGGUGCUGGGCUCGGCCGGAGCAGUGGCCGCGGUCGGGUUUCUCUGCGCCCUUAUCUACCCCAUACUCAAAGAGCUGCGGGCAGAGAGGGUGACAGGAGAGGAUGGCACUGAAGAGAAGAUGCUCGGUUUCUGGAGUAUCCUGGUCCUGUCAGUAUUAGUAGGAUGCAUCUGCUGUGGGUUCUCGUGGAUGCUCACCUACCUUGACUCAUUCCAGCCUGGUAUGGAAUUCCCAACACUGCGGACAGUGGCCCACUUCAGAGAUGUUUCUGACCAUGGCUUCCACAUGGGAUAUGGAGUUGCUGUUCUUAAUGGCAUCAUGGCCAUGCUCACCAUCAUCUGGAGUCUCUGCUGACACACACACACAGAGUCAUGCAAGUCAAGGGAAAUAACCACAGUAGUUUUAAUGUGCUGUUAUUGCUGCUAAAACAUGUGAUCACACAGCUGUGCACUAACUGAAGACACCUUCUGUAAACACUGGUGAUGAAGCUGCGGCUUACAUGAUUACACACAGCCUGCGUAUACCAUCCUGCAGUACUGGAUUAAAGCUCUCCAUGUGGGUCUGUAAGCAAUUCAAACUCUGACAUACUGUAUUUCUUCAGAUGAGACCGUGCACAGUGUUGAUUAACCACCCAAACAGGAAUGUUACAUGCUCAGGUCUAAAGCUAACAUGGCAGCUUUGGUCAAAUUUGAAAAACAAAACAAAACAAAAGAAUUAAACUUUUUACUGCUGAUGAA